CGCGAGCUACCAUUCUUCUUUUGCAGUCCACAGACAAGAUGCCCACCAAGUUAGACGCAGCCCUUGUCGAACGAGCUCCAAGCUAGGAACAAUUUGUAGGCAUUAUCGCCCUGAAUUGGUGUAAUGCCCACCGCUGUGGUUGUGGGGAGCGACCCAGCCGCGCUGCACUGUGCUGCGAUCCUGCACCAGCAUGGAUUUGACCUUACGGUACUGGAAAGCAGCAAUGCCGUGGGCGGGCAGUGGACGCAGGCUUUGUACUCAGGAGGCUGCCUCGACCCGGCCUACGACGCCUGGCGCGAUGGGCUCUUCCUGGACUUCCCACUGGCGGCACCGCGGCUGCAGUCGCACAGCAGCGCCCGCGACGGCUUCGCCGCCGGCAGCACCAGCUUCGGCCGCGGCGGGGCCGGAGGCGGCGACGACCAGCUCGGCAGCCCCAGCGGCGACAGCAUGAGCGGCGCACGCGACGAUGGCGGCGGUGGUGGCAGCCUUCCAACCAGCCCCAGCAUCGGCCGCGGCGGCGGCGGCGGUAACGGGGCGGCGGGCCGCACCGUCAGCCGCUCCGGCUCGUCCGCGCGGCGCGGGCUGGCCCAGGCCGAGCCGUCCGGCCCGCCGCCGCCACCUGCACACGAGCUGCAGCUGCUUCACCACAUGCUCGUGUACAGCCACGCGGCCGGCAUCCACGCCAACAUAAAGCUCAACUGCACGCUGCGGCGGGCCAAAUGGACGGCCAUGAACGCCUGCUGGCGUCUGGAGCUGAAGAAUGAGCAGUCCAUGCAGCGCGGCCAGCUGUCCGCCGACCUGCUGUUGGUCUCCAAGUUCGCGGUGGCGGCGCCGCGGCUGCCGCGCCUGCAGGGCCGCGAGCUGUACUGCGGCACGGUGCUGACCGCCAACGACCAACUGCUGGAGGAGGGCGGCGCCGUGGUGCUGGAGCAGCAGCUGCGGGGGCGGCACGUGCUGGUGGUGGGCAGCGGCGCCGCGGCACAGGACUGGGCGGAGCACUGCCGCCGCUUCGCGGGCGCCGCGGGCGCGGUGGUGCUGCUGGAGGUGCAGGACGACGAGGCGGACCCGGGCCUCAGUCCGGGCCUAGAGGAUGGAGGCGGCGGCGGCCUGCUGUCGCGCCUCUUCGGCUCCUGCUGCAGGGGCGGCGGCGGCAGCGGCUCCAACUCGCCGCGGCGUGAAGAAUCCAAGCUAGGCCGGUUUAGCCCCGCGCGCUACCCGGCGCACACCCACGACAUCGCCGCCGCUGCGGAUGGCUCCAACGCCGGCCCUGCGGCGCAUCGCUCAGAGAUCGGCACGCCACGCCACGACAGCGCUGCUGGCACCUUCUUUAGCAGCGGCGCCAACGCGCUCACCAGCGGCGCGGGCAGCGCAGCAGCGGCGGUUGCGUCGCUGGUGCAUGGCGCAGGCGCCGACGGCGCCAACGGCGGCCCCGGCAGCGGCCGGGGCGGCAUGGGCGGUGGGGUGAUGAUGGGAAGGGGGAACCUGCGCGUGCACGUGGACCCGGCGGGGCUGCUGGCGGCGCACGCGAGCGUGGACAGCACCGCGGGCGUGGAGGAGGAUGGCGUGGUGCUGGAUCCGGGGCUGGGGCAGUUGGGAGGGAUGGAGCACCUGCGGCUGGGCCACGAACUCGCAGAGGAUGGCGAGGGCACGGCCGGCAGCGGCAACGGCAUUGCAGAUGGCGCGGACAGGCGGGACGGGCCGGGCCCGGCGUCCGGCGCAAAUGUGGUCGACGACGGCGCUGCUGGUGCUGCCGGCGGCUCGCCAGCGGCCGCCAACAGCCCUGGGCCGCGCCCGCCGUCCGGCGCCGCCAGCGGUGGGCAGGCGACGCCGCAGCGCGGCCUCAAGUCCUCCAACGGCGCGUUUGCCACAGGCCCUGGCGGCGCCGGCGUUGGCAACGACGACGUGGGGCCCAACGGCGUCAGCAGCCUGCGCAUGAUCGCGGGUGUGGGCGCGCUGCUGAACGGCACGCACGUGACGUUCACGAACGGCAACGAGGUGCCGGCGGACGUGGUGUUGCUGGUGCCGCUGGGCGGCUCCGAGCCCAGCCUGACGUUCCUGGAUGUGGCGGCAGCCAUGCGGGCGUCCAUGGGCGGCAAUUCGAUAACGCUGGCCGCGGGUGUGGACCUGAACAACCCGCGCUCGUUCAAGAACCGCACCAUCAGCGGCACCGGCUCCAUGACCGGCUCCUUCUGCUCCAUGCCGGAGGGCCUGUCACACGAGCUGGCGCCUGGGCUGUUGUACAGGGACAUGGUCUCCAACAGCCCGGCGGCGCCCAACCUGGCGCUGGUGGGCGUCUCCUCCGACGCCGCCGCGCACGACGCACGCGCCGCCGCCGCGCAGGCUGCCUGGCUCAUGGCUACGUGGGCGGGCCCGCACGGCAGCGGUGACGCCUACGACGGCGGAGACGCCAGCUUCCAUGACGGCGGCGCUGAAAGCGGCGACGGCGGCGGCGACGUGGCCCGCAGGGUUGACAGCGACGGCCACGCCGGCGACACAGGGUUCUUGCGUCAGGCGACGCCACUGAUGGCGAACGAGGACAUUGCGCUGCGGGCGCGGUGGCGCGCGGAGGCGGCGCGGUGCAAGGGCGGCGUGUCGGUGGGGGCACCUGGCGGCGGCGGGGGUGGGGGCGGUGGCGGUGCAGGGGCUAACGGCGACGGGGCAGGAGGCGGAGGCGGCUGUAGCAACGGCGUGUACCUGGCGCGGUACCUGCUACAGCUGCUGGACGACCUGGGCAAGCCCGUGCGUCCGCCUAAGGGGUUGCUGGGCGGCAACGGCGGCGGCGGCACCGCGGCGCUCGCUGCCGCGGCGGCGCAGCUCACGCGCGGGCGUGUAGCCAAGCUGCUCAACACGCGUCGGCUGCGGCGGCCGCUACACCUGGCUGACCUCACUGGCACCAUCAGCCUUAGCCGCGCCGCCAGCCGCAACAGCCGCGCGAUGCUUGAUACCGCCAGCCGGCUCGCGCUGGUGGCCAACGCCAACGCCAACGCCGCCAACGCCAACCCGUACACACGCUACUCGCGCCCCAGCCUGUCGCCCAGCCCGUCCGCCAGGCACAUGAGCCAAACGCGCGGGCACAGCAUGAACGGCGGGCCGGUCGGCUUUGGAAGCAACGUGCCGCUAGCGCUGAUGGGCAGCGGGGCCGGCGACGGAAGCUUGGGCCCCGGCGGCGACCGCAGCUUGGGCAGCGGGGGUCCCGGCGGCGGCCUGCGCACCAGUGCGCCGCUGGCGGCAAUACGCGACCGCGGAAGCGGGCGCGUGAUUGGUCCCGGCGCAAUGGCGGCGCUGGCGCUGGCGUCGGGCGCCGCCGGCGUGUGUGGCGGCGGCAGCAGCGGCGGCGCGCCGCCUGGCGGCGGCGGCGGUGGCUAUGAGUCGCCGGUGUACCGCAGCGAGGGCAGCUACAGCGCGUUCCUGCAGCCGCCGGCAUCGCGCGGCUCGCCAUGCAGCUUCACGCGGCCCGCGGGCUCGGCCGCGUCCUUCUCGCGGAACGGGCCCGGCGGCGGCGGCGCAGGCGGCGGCGGUGGCGGCGCACUGCCCACCAGCCCGUCAAGCGUGUUCGACGGCGCCUUGUAUUGCGUGGCUGAGCACCCGUCAGAGUCUUUGGCGGACGCGACGGCGGCGGCCGUGGCGGCGAUGGACGCCGAAGCUGCAGCUGGCGGAGGCGGGUACUAUGCGCCGCCGUCGCCGCUGAGUCCGACGCACAGUGGCGGCAACAGCCUGACCCACAGCGGCCGCGGGCGCAUGCUGACCGGCCAGCUGGCGAACCUAGCGAACAGCAUCGCCUCGGGUGGCAGUGGGACAGGCGCCAGCGCGACGCACUCUUCGCCCUUUGCGACCAUGACUGCGACCGGGCCCGCAGCGCCGGCAGCGGGCUCGAGCGGCCCCAUGUCGAUGAUGGACGAGGGCGGCGGCGCCAUGAGCCAGCAGCGGCGGCUGCAGAUGCUGCAGCGGCACCGCUCCACAAGCCGCCUGGCGGGCGUGUCGCACGCGAGCACAGGGCCGCCCAUGGCGCCAGCCACGUCCGUUACGGCGGCGCUGCCGAUCAGCACGGGCAGUAGCGGGCUCGGUGCCGCGACGGGAGCGAUUGCGAAUGCGCUGUCCUUCGGGAAACGCGGGCCGGCGGCGUCUGCGUCGCAGGUGUCCGUGGACCACUCCAUUCCCGACCGCCGCACCUCAUACUCGGGCCGGCCCUCCAACAGCCGCCGCAGCAACCCCGCCGGCCUCGGCGUGCUGGGCGGCGGCGGCGGUGGCGGUGGCGGCGGCCCCGGUAGCCUAGGGCUGGGCGGCCCCGGUGGGCCCGGCGGCAGCAGCGGCCGCCUCCACAACAGCACGUCGGCGCGGCACCAGUUGCUGGUGGCGGCGGCCAACAGCGCCUCACGCAAGCGCAGCCUCAUGUUGGCAGGCGGCUCGCCGUCCAUGAGUCCCGAUUCGUACAGCCCGCACGGCGGCGGCGGCGGCGGCGGUUUCAACGGGCCGUUGGGCCGGCAUAUUAGUAAUAACGGCGCCGGCGGCGGCUACAGCCCCACCGGCACGGCGGCGUACGGCGGCAGCCCCAGCGGGUUCCACCGUGCCCACAGCGAGGCACUCAAUCAGCUGCCGUACGGUUACGCAUACGGCGGCGGCGCCAGCGCCGCGGUUGGCGGCGGCGGCGCCGGCGUGCCCAUGUACGGCGACGGCGGCGGCCACGGCAGCCGCCUGCGCGGCUCCAGCAACAGCAGCCUGGCCAUUGGCGGCGGCGGCUACGGCGGCAUGGGCAUGGGCGCCGGCGCCGGCAUGGCCGGCGGUGGCGGCAGCGGGCUGAGCAUGAGCUACCUGCUGGCUGCGGCGAGGCGCGGUCCCGUCAGCGAGCCGUUGGGCAUCGACGGCGUGGUGGCCUUGUCGGCGCCCUCGUCGCCCGCUCGCAACAUCCCUGAGGAGUUGGAGGAGGAGAUGGUGGAGGCGCCGGCGCCGGCGACGGCCUCGCUCGGCGUCACGGACGCGCAGCUCGCGACGUUCAGCGGCGGAGUGGUUGACGCCGCCGGCGCGCAUACCGCCGGCGGCGGAGCAGCCGCCGCUGCCGCGGCUGCUGGCACCAGUGACGGCGCCACCGGGGCGACCGGCAGCGGCGGCACCGCCAUCGGCAGCGUGUUUGACGGCAGCAGCGCGGUCACGCUCACGCCGGCGGACACCGGCAGCCAGCAACCAGCGCCGGUGGGUGUGUCGCCGGUGGUUGGGCGCGACCGCCGCGCCGCGGCCCGCCGCCGCUCCAUCACGCUCCCCGACCUGCGCCUCUCCAAUAGCGGCACGCUGCGGCAGCUGCCCACGCCCAUGCUGCACAUGCGCGGCGGCGGCGGCGAGCCAGGCCCGGGGCUGGGCCCGCACCCGGAGGCGUACGAGGCCUUCCGCAGCCCUGAUGAGGAGCUCCUGGAGUACUCCGUUGGUCAGGCGCUGCACCAUCUGGAUGAAGAUGAGGCCGCCAUUGGGGCGGAGGCGCACGUCGCGCAGUUCCGGUCGCGGGGGGCCGCGGGCCAUGCCGGGGACUCCGCGGCAGAUGCGGUCCCAGGUCACGGGCACGCACACGCGCACGCACACAUGCACCCCCACGCCAAGACGCAUGCGGGCAUGGUGCGGGGGCCCAUCAGCGGCGACGGGUCGUUGGAGGAGGCGGCGGGCGUGAGCGUGGGCAUGAGCCCCGUCCGCGGCCGGGGGCCACCCAGGCCGUCGGGCGCGCCGUCGGGCGCCCAUCCCUCCGCGGCGGCGGCGCUGGCGCAGAAGCCGCCCGGCUUUGGCGGCGCAGACGGGACAGAGGCCGUCACUGCGCUCUGACACCGCAGCUGAUUUGUAGUUUGUGUGGGGUGGCAGUGAAAGGGUAGUUGUGGGCGCGCUGCGUGUGCUAGUGUUGUAUUGCGGAGGACUGGCACUUGUGGUUGCGGGGGGGCUCGGGGCGCACACCACCUGAACAUACGUAAGCACACAAAAUAAUCUGAGGUCUGAGAGACAUCGUAGCAGGGGACUCGCCCGGAUGCUGCCCAUAGCGCACGGCUUGUCGGUUGUGCGCCGGCACCCCGUGUUGCUGCUGUGGGCACGCCCAACAGUCACUCCUGCCGUUGGCUAGCAGGCUUCACCGCCUGCAGCGAGGCUCUGCACACACGCGACGAAUUCGAAGGUCGCUACUAAACUGGUUAUGCGUAACAGCAAUCCCCGGCGAUAAGCCGCAGGCUGCUGCACGUGCAUCAUGGGUCAUUGGUGUGAUCAUUGAUGGAGAUCAGUGUACCCUAGAACAGACAUGCGGGCGCGAAUUUCGUGCGAAGCAAGAUUGCGCGGGGUCAGGUACCGUGAUUUCAAUUCGUGAUUGCGUGGACAAAGUAUGCGAUGUGUAGUUGAGGAGCCUGAAAGUGCCACAGCACUCCCCAGGGCAUAGCAAGCACCUCUGAUAGCAAGCUGACGACGUACCGACUCUUUGUGACUGUGCCACGAGAUUGUGGUCGUGGUCGGGGUGCAUCACAUUUCCGACGGAACGCUGCGGGGGCAAGGCUCCCUGGGCAUCCCCGCCGGCGCUGCCGACUGUGCGGCACCUGCGAUGUGCAGAUGCGUGCAGAGUGGCUAGCGACGAAGGCUCCAACGCACUUAGGGGGGCAUAAUCUAGGUUCUAGGACCGUACAACGGCCUGCGUGGCCAGCGGCUUCGUACCUGUUCGUACUUACGUCCGGUACAUGUACUACAAGCUAAAUCAGACAGGUGGCGUCUGGUGCGUCUGCAUGCAUUUCAGGGAUGUGGGAUGUGUGGCCCGGACUGGAGUCUGGAGGUUGGGGAUACCGCGUUGCGCUGUGCCAGAAUGGUGGAUGCAUGGGCAGACCAGCAUGGCAAGUGGAGGAGUUUAGCUGGUAUGUAUGUUGUGGAUGUCUCUCAUGGUGUUGGUACAAGCCCGCAUUCCUGUCGUAGAUACCAAAUUCUGGAUCAGGCCAGGGAAACGCGGCGUUUAUGUCAUGGGCAGUUACGCAGUUGUAUGCGUGGACAUUUGCCUUAGGGCCACGCAGCUUACAUGCGUGCGCACUCGACAAUCAUGCAAACACCCCAGUGCAUGUUGCG
Messenger RNA from Chlamydomonas reinhardtii, 7065 nucleotides. RefSeq lists its product as uncharacterized. NCBI's taxonomy places the organism in Eukaryota, Viridiplantae, Chlorophyta, Chlorophyceae, Chlamydomonadales, Chlamydomonadaceae. Gene Ontology annotation, molecular function: flavin adenine dinucleotide binding; monooxygenase activity. The coding region runs from base 124 to 5802 and encodes 1892 amino acids. The transcript is spliced from 9 exons. The record is from RefSeq and is a predicted model, not a curated record.